CGUCAUCACCUUCUACCGCUGAGCAGUGGAGCCAGUCUAUCCUAUAAGCGCGCUCGCAGCCAACCUGCAAACAUUCGCUGACACCUUCACAUUUCAGAGCAGGAGGCAAUGGCCACGAGGACCGACGCAUCGAUAUAGCCUGUUUGUCCUGGGAAGUUCUUUCUUCUUAGGCAACAUUUCGUUUUCAGGGAAAACGGUGCAUUGGAAGCAAUAUACGCCUCCUGGAACGAAUCAGCUCUAUCAACUGUAUGGGCUAUAGAUUACCUUGACAAGCAGUCUCGGUGAUUGACAGCAGGACCAAUACGCGAGGGUUGUCGAUGAGCUUAUUAGAAAAACUUUUUAACCGAAGGUUCUUAGUAUUAUCCGCCAUGGUGAUUUCGCCAUUUAGACUAUUGCAUUAAUUAUUCUUGAAAAAUACACAUCUUCACCUUGCUGCGGGUUUCCUUUUUAUUGCCACUGCGGAUUACAAUAUUCAAUCGGACGUAAAAGGCAUCAACUUCAUACGCCAGCUUCCCUGCGGACUGAGACAGUAGCUGUUUCUUACCACACUGUAUCUCCAAGACAAGCCCAUGUCGAUGGCGCAAAGGUACGAUGAGCUGGCCCAUUAUGGUGGUGGGAUGGACGGAGUUGGACUCCCGGCGUCUAUGUAUGGAGACCCGCAUGCUCCCCGGCCGCUUCCGCAAGUCCACCACCUGAACCACGGUCCGCCUCCUCAUCCAACCCAGCACUAUGGAGCCCACGCACCCCACAACAUCAUGCCCAGCAGCAUGGGCAGCGCUGUCAACGACGGGCUAAAAAGAGACAAAGAUCAAAUCUAUGGUCACCCGUUAUUCCCUCUGCUAGCACUGGUGUUUGAAAAGUGUGAGUUGGCGACCUGCACACCGAGGGAGCCUGGAGUAGCGGGCGGCGAUGUCUGCUCGUCAGACUCCUUCAACGAAGACAUCGCUGUCUUUGCAAAACAGAUACGUGCAGAGAAACCGUUAUUUUCAUCGAAUCCAGAGUUGGACAACUUGAUGAUCCAAGCUAUACAAGUAUUACGAUUUCAUCUUUUGGAAUUAGAGAAGGUGCACGAGCUCUGCGACAACUUCUGCCAUCGGUACAUCAGUUGUUUGAAAGGCAAAAUGCCCAUAGACUUGGUCAUAGACGACCGAGAUGGCUGCAAAUCUGACUUCGAUGACCUGACAGGAUCCUCCACAAAUCUAGCAGAUCACAACCCGGCAUCCUGGAGAGACCUGGAAGACGCCCACUCCACGCCUUCUGUGGGCACCCCGGGGCCCUCCAGCGGGGGCCACGUCUCCCAGAGUGGGGACAACAGCAGUGAACUCGGAGACGGCCUCGACAACAGCCUUGCAUCACCGGGCACAGGGGACGAGGACGACCAGGACAAGAAGCGGCAGAAGAAGAGAGGCAUCUUCCCCAAAGUUGCCACCAAUAUCAUGCGAGCGUGGCUCUUCCAGCACCUUACGCACCCCUAUCCUUCAGAGGAACAGAAGAAGCAGCUAGCACAGGACACAGGCCUCACCAUCCUGCAAGUGAACAACUGGUUCAUCAACGCCAGGAGGAGAAUAGUACAGCCUAUGAUUGACCAGUCUAACAGAACAGUGGGCCAGGGGACAGCAUACAGCCCUGACGGUCAACCAAUGGGAGGCUUUGUACUGGACGGACAGCAGCACAUGGGAAUUCGACCUGGUGGACCAAUGGGUGGCAUGGGAAUGAAUAUGGGCAUGGAUGGACAGUGGCACUACAUGUAAACCCUCUCCAACCAAGGCAAGCCUAAAGAAGACGGUGAAGCCUCUGUGGUUUGCUCAGGGAAAAUUCCAUCCUGCCGCGUGGUCCAAUGAAAGCGUGACUCCGCCCAAGUCACACCUGUACCCAUCAUCUGACCACGCCCACCACACAAUCACACUGGAGCAUAGAGGACCACACCUACCCUGGGACAACCCACACUUGUACAGACCCUGCCCACGUUGACCUUUACUAACUAACCCCAUGGCUGGAGGAAGACCAGGAUCUAGGAAUAAACAACAUUUACAGACAACAACAACAAAAAUACUUCUGAAUUAACAACAGAAGCUAAAAUGACCUCAACAACAUUUUGACAAAUUAGUUUUCUUUUUUAAAUUAUUUAUUUAUUUUUCUACAAUGGUGGACCAUUGGGACAAGAACUUUCAAGUAUUUGUUCAAGAUCUAUUGUCACAAUUGUACAUACACACAGCCCACACACACACACACACACACACACACACACACACACACACACACACACACACACACACACACACACACACACACACACACACACACACACACACACACACACACACACACACACACACACACACACACGCUCACUUAUACAUGUUCUCACACACACACACAUAUUCUCACACACACACACACACUACAUCCUAUGAGCACACCAUUUGAAAACAAUAUCUAAAAAGAUGAUGGAGACUAAGACUUUUAGUAGCUGUUGUGGUGUAUAGACUUGUGCUUUUUCAUUUGACUGGUCUGUCCAUGUUUGUGCUUUUGUGAUCACUAGUUUAUAGCGUGAGAGUUUAUCACUGAUCCCACCUUUAUGUGCUGUGGAAGAGAGAGAGAUUGACUCAGUUUGCAGCUCCAUCCAGCUCCCAGCAAAAUACCAAGCCCGCUUUUUAUAAGACUGAAAGAGCUGAUGAACUGACUCCAUACUGGUAAGGUGGAUCCUGGACUGACUUCCAUUUAGAUCGCAUUCAAAUAGUUUUAUAGCACACAGGAAGGAGGGAAGGGUUUCUACACUAAAAAACAAAAUAAAAACUCAUUUUAAAACUUGACCUCAAAUCUUUUGGAGGAAUCUUUUUUCCAGCACAUAUUCUCUUUCAUCUGGGAAAUAAAUAACAUUUUGGGGAGAAAAAGAAGAGGUAUGCCUUGAGCUAAUCAUAUUUUGUACAACAUAUGAUACGAUAUUGUGACCCAAUUAAUUUGGAUAACAUUAAGAGCUGAAUGCAUUCUUUUUUUCUGUUUUUUGGUGUUUGGUGGUUAUUUGCACAUUAGCUACCUCCUGCUUUGUAUCUAUGGUAAACAUUUAUGAAAUACCG
Molecule: messenger RNA, 3077 nt
Organism: Oncorhynchus gorbuscha (pink salmon)
Lineage: Eukaryota; Metazoa; Chordata; Actinopteri; Salmoniformes; Salmonidae
Product: homeobox protein Meis2-like
Exons: 13
Coding region: 570-1751 (393 amino acids)
Biological process (GO): animal organ morphogenesis; embryonic pattern specification; positive regulation of transcription by RNA polymerase II
Molecular function (GO): DNA-binding transcription activator activity, RNA polymerase II-specific; RNA polymerase II cis-regulatory region sequence-specific DNA binding
Source: RefSeq, a predicted model, not a curated record